Messenger RNA from Scophthalmus maximus (turbot), 3317 nucleotides. It is a transcript of the gene armc2, whose product is annotated as armadillo repeat containing 2. Lineage: Eukaryota; Metazoa; Chordata; Actinopteri; Pleuronectiformes; Scophthalmidae. The transcript is spliced from 18 exons. The record is from RefSeq and is a predicted model, not a curated record. Gene Ontology annotation, biological process: cilium organization; sperm axoneme assembly. Gene Ontology annotation, molecular function: protein binding. Bases 367 to 2868 code for a protein of 833 amino acids.
CGCUGUAACGUCGUCAGCCACGGCAGGAGUCGAGACGACACUUGGCAACAACCUGAACGAAAUUGCACUAUAUGUAUUUAUUUAAUACACAGACUCUCAAAGUGAGUAGCGAUGUCACCCCGCCCCCACUUCAAAUUUCCCGGCAGGCACUGGUUGGUUGAAUCGAGCAGCGACUGAACACAUGUCUACAUGUUCCGUUUCCGUGUGGACGCCCGUGAAUCCGUGUGGAAAUAUUCGAGUAAGAGCUGUUCCAGACUAUUGUCAACCCAGUCGGUGUGUGUACUCGUGAUACAUCCUGUAACCAUAAUGAAGUCAAACCACUGAGGUCAUCUGCAGUCCGUUUUGGCAAAUGUCACACAGGCCUAAAUGGCUUCUAUGGAGAGGAAACGUGAGAUUUGCAGCCCCCUCAUUCCACAGCGCAACUCUUCGAGGAAAACAAGUGCAGAGAUUGUCUCUGAAGCCAGACAAUCCCUGCGUGUUCAGACCACCCAGCGCCCAUUUACUCCCAGAGAUGGACACAGGCAACUCUUUGGAAACAGCUCUGUUCGUGGAGAUCAUGUCAACAGACCUCAAUCUACCUUUAGUCUUGAUGCUCAAAAUUUCGAUGCUCCUGAUUCGAGGCCAGGUUCAGGGACUCGUCUCUCUCCACUGGAACACAAGCCAAAGUUCCCGGGCCGCUGUGGCACUGGGGAUGCAUGCAAAGCCGUUCCUAAACCCCCCGCAGACCCACUGAAUGUGAAGAGGGGGUCAGCAGGGGCAGGGGUACAGGCACGGGUUCGACUCCUCAGGACUGGAUCUCUCCCCACAUUGCCUCCUUUAGAGGGAAACACCGAUGUGACAGAAAGAAUAAACCAAGGCCCGGAACAAAAGCAGCCAUCUGCAAAACGACACCCCGGCACGGACCACACCAAGGUCCACGGUGGUCCCCACAAACCCGGCCCACACAGAACAGCAAGUGAAAGUAGAAUAAUGCAGCCCGGUGUUGACUCAGGAGUUAGACCCACACACUGCACAACGGGACAGAGAACAGAGCUGGGGAAUGGAGACAACGCCGCAUGCCCAGAGGAGAGUGCAGACUCGUCGAUGUGGAAUAAUACAAUUGGUCCUCUUCUCCAACAACUGGAGAGCGUGGCUGCAGGCGGCUCGGCGGAGCGGCUGUGUGAUUUGUGUGACCGCCUCCAUGGCACCUUGGCGGAAGCGGACAUGCUCGGCCGACACUGUAAGAGGAGGUCAGGGAUCCUUCGAACACUGUUCCGCCUCAUCGACCACAACUCUGCCCGGCUCAACCUGCUCAUCGCCAAGCUCUGCCUGGCUCUGUGUGUCAGUGGAAACAACCUGCUCAACAUCUGUAAGCUCGUCUUCCAGAUCAGCCGCAGUGAAAGCAACGACAUCCUCUUCCAGAACAACUCCAUCAUAGACUUGUUGCUGAGCGUGCUGCACAAUGAGGACGUGUCAACAUGUGGAGAAGCUCUCCUGUACUGCGUUGGCACUUUGAAAUUUCUCUCAGGCAACAGCGCAAUCCUCAGGCUCCUGCUGGACAAGAACUGUAUUGGCGUGGCUCAGAAACUCAUCCAGGGGCUUCACGCAGUGGAAGAGAUCCACUUCACUAUAGCGGGGCACAUCCUUGUUCAACUGACGGCGACCCUGAGGAACCUCGCCGAUCACCCCGACUCCCGUCCGCACUUUGUGUCCUUCUCUGUGCUCUCAGAGCUUUGUCUGGUGCUGCGUCGUCACCGCCAAGACCAGGACAUCUGCAUUAACAUUUCCAGAAUAUACAGUAAACUCUCCUCUUACUCGGAGUGCCGCGUCGCUCUGGCCCAGACCCCCGACUGCUACCGACUAUUUUUAGAACUGCUGAGCAAACAUCGCCAAAAACAGGACCUCGUCGUGCGCCUCCUCUUCACCCUGGGGAACCUCACAGCCAAAAACGCCGAGGCUCGGCUGCAGCUCUUCCAGAGCAGGGGCUGCAUGCACACGCUCCUCCAAGUGUACGACACCUACCAGCGGAGGGACGCGUCGUUGUGCACGCCCUCGCAGACAGGUGCCUCUUCCCCCGGCAAACCUCCUGCUCCUCCCGCGAGUGUGCAGGAGGACGACGACGUGCUGGUGAAGCUGGUCAGGGUGCUGGCGAACAUGUGCAUCCACCCGGCUGUAGGUCCAGCGCUGGCGAACGACGCGACCUGCAUUCAGCUUUUGAUGGAGACACUCGAGUUGAGGUCCGUGCAGGAGAGCGAGGAGCUGUUGGUGAAUGUCGCUGCCACCAUCAACAACCUGUCCUUCUACCAGGAACAAAGCUCUGUGCUCAGACACAGUCAACUCGCCAUCACAAAGCUGAUGUUGAAGUUGGUGCUCAGCUCCAGUAUGGACUCCAUGCUCGAGGCCACCCGUGUAUAUGGGAACAUGUCAAAGUCCAAGGAUGUGCGGGACUUUAUAAUGCAAAACAAAGUGCACCAGCUUGUGGUGACGCUGCUCGACUCUAAAAGCACCGAGAUGUGUUUUUCAGCCUGCGGGGUCCUCACCAAUCUGGCCCUGGACCCUCCCAACCGGGCCAGUCUCUCACUUGAGGGGGCCGCUGCCAAGCUGUCGGACUGUCUGAGAGACUUUGGACCAGGCGACUGGCAGCUGGCGGGGCAGGCUUGUCAGGCGCUGUGGAACCUGAUCGGUGGCGAUUCAGAGAAGUUGCUGGAGACACAGGAGAGAGAGACCCUGCUGGAGACCCUCGCUACAUACUUAGAUGAAGACAAGGCCCUGAAGUGGAUAGAAAACGAAGAUAUGAGGGAUUUGCACGGUGCAUGCUGGGAGUCGGAGUUCCUGCCUGUAGCUCAGAAACUGAUGAAGACCCUCCAGCCUCCGGACCAGAAAGACUGACACACUGGGACAUGGAGUUCGGAGCCAUGUUGCCAUAGAAGUAAAUCCUUUAUCCUCUGCCUUAUUUUGUUAAUAUCAAACCCUUACCUACUAUAGAUUUUAGAUGUGGCUGCAAAAAAUUAGUUGUCAUCAUCACACAGACAGCAGAGAUUGUUAGAUUCAUGGCAGGAAGGAAUACAAAAAACCUCAGACUGCUGCUGCUGCAUCUCCACCAACCAUGUGUGAAUGUUAAAAUUACUAGAUUUAUUUCUAACAGUUCUUGUCUAUAGAAAUAUUAUUUGCACUUACAUUUGUACAUACUUUCUAUUUAUUUAUUUCUAUCUUAUCGAUACCAGCAGCAUUUAAAAAAAAAAAAGAAAAAAGAAAUGUAAGAGCAGACAGAAUACCAGUGCACACAGGGAGAAAAAAAAAAUCUUGUUUCCACAAUAAACACAAUUAUUUACAUGCGA